Messenger RNA from Physcomitrium patens, 2258 nucleotides. RefSeq names its product high mobility group B protein 6. The record is from RefSeq and is a predicted model, not a curated record. Gene Ontology annotation, molecular function: DNA binding. NCBI's taxonomy places the organism in Eukaryota, Viridiplantae, Streptophyta, Bryopsida, Funariales, Funariaceae.
GUCCCGACUUUUUGGACGUUGGGGUAGAGACAGACCAGAAGGCAAGCCCCUUUGGCGGCCAUAAAUUCCGCCAGAAAUUUGAAAUUUGAAUUGCGCUGUGUCACACUCCUACCGAGUCUUUGAUGCCGUGAUUAACACUCGACCGAACGCAGCUGUGAUUGUCCAUUUUUGCAUCCCACCGCUCCCCCGCAGCUCGUGUGCUUCCUUGUAUGCCACCUGCCAUCUUGUUCCCUUCAAAGCUGUUGACGCACCGACCGAUUCUGUUUCUACUUGCUUUUUAAGGGGGCUCUGGUUUCUGAUCACUACAUCUGGACAAGGCUUGCAGUUUUUCUUUUUCUUUUCGGGGUGUUGAAAUAUCCGCACUGGUUUCGGUGCUGUCGAGUUUCGGCCUGCGUUUGACAAUUUGCAGGGAAGGGGUCAGCUCAUCCUUGUAACCUCGGAAAUGGCUUCGAAGCCGAGAGGGAAACGGGCCCCGAAAGGAGAUGUGGCGGCGGAGAAGGAGAACAUCAAUGCUCCUCCUGCGGCAACCAAGGGUAACGCGAAGACGAAGGGGCUGAAGGACACCAGUAACCUUUCGCUCGAGGCGGAACUCGAGGCCAUGACGAAAGCUUUGAAGCAAGUUUCUCUUGAGGUAGAGCACAACAAGGCAAUGCUUAGAGAGAAGGAAGAACAGUUGACUGCCCAGGCUGCUGAAACCGAGCGUAUGCAGAAGUUGCUGGAGAGCGGUGGUGAGGAAAAGAAGAAGCUCGAGGAUAAGCUCCGAAAGCUUCAGAAAGUUCAGGGCUUCCAGCCUACUUUAAAUCUUUCAAGGCCCAAUCCCAAUGCUCCGGAGGACUUAACCAAGAAGAAGAAGAAAGAUCCUAAUCGUUUGAAAAAGCCAAAGUCUGCCUUCCUUCUCUGGUGCAAAGUACAUCGUCAGAAGGUGUGCGAAGAGAAUCCGAAUGCCACGUUUGCAGAGAUUAGUACCAUUCUGGGGGAUAAGUGGAAGAAUGUUUCGGAAGAGGAUCGCAAACCGUACGAAGACAGAUACAAAGUGGAGAAAGAUGUUUAUCUUAAGUUGGUCGGCAAGGAGAAGCGCGAGGCCGAAGCUUUGAAAUUGUUCCAUGAGGAAGAAAAUAAGAAGCUGGCUCAGGAACUCCUGGAACAGUAUCUUGCUUACAAGAAGCUGGACUCAUUGUUAUGGCAGGAAAUGGAGAGUGACGUUGCGGACGGAAAGAAAAAGAAGAAGGAGAAAGAUCCUUUAAAGCCUAAACAUCCAAUUACUGCGUUCUUUGCGUUCUCCCAAUCUCGCCGACCAGCUCUGUUGGAGUUAAACAAGCCCGUCACAGAGAUUGCCAAGAUAUUGGGAGAAGAAUGGAAAAGCAUGAGUCCUGCCAAGCGAGCCCCAUUUGAAGAGAUAGCCGCCAAGGAGAAGGAGAGGUAUUCCGUUGAACUUGAGACCUACAAGAAGAACAAAGCUGAGGACCUUUCAACUUUGAAUCAUGAAGCUGAGGAGAAGGCUAAGCUUGAGAAAUCGCAAGCUCUGAAGCUCUACAAGGAGAAAGAGAGGUUGGACCAGGCUAAGAAGAUUAUGAAAAAUCAAGCAAAGGAAAAGAAGGACAUGGCCCUCGGAAAGAAAGACCUGGUUUCAGAGAAGGAUCAGGCCAAGGAAAAGAAAAAAGCCAAGGAUCCAAACAAACCUAAGAAACCCCUUUCAUCGUAUUUGAUUUUUGGCAUGGAGAUGCGAAAAUCUCUUAGCAAUAACCAGGUGGGAUUGAAUUUCGCAGAGACCAACGCCCAUAUUUCCCAAAAGUGGAAGGAACUCUCUGAAAAAGACAAGGAAGUUUGGAAUGAGAAAGCAGCAGUCUUAAAGAAGAAGUACGACGCAGACAUGGAAGAGUACCGUUCAACGCUCCCUGAGCUUUCUGCGUGAGCUUACUCUUUUAAAUGGAAAGUUACAAUCGACAUUCAACUCUUCUUGUUGAAUGCUCUGUGGCAUUUUCUCCUCCUUAUGUAUGAUAGGUCUUAAGUGUGCCGCAUUACAGCUGUGUGACUUCGCAGCUGCGAGCUUAAUCUUCUUUUCAGACAGAAACUUCACUGUAGUUCUCAGGAUAGUUUCAGACUUUCCGUUUGGAUUUUCUGUUAUUCGUUCGAGUGAUGUACAUUUAUGCAACAAAUUAAACACAACCCAUCGGUACUCUGCAUUGUUUGCUGAAUCAAACAAAAACUUUCUCGCCUUCGGUCUGUGGGCCGCUGAAAGUGUUUCUUUUUUCACAAUC